AUGGGCAACACGUGCACACGUAAUAGCGAGUCUCAAGUUGUUUUAACUGAACACGGCGUAAUUCUUCAAAAUCGACGUACUGAACGAGAACAAGAUCGAGCAAGAGGUCGAUGGUCUGCUCCUAACGUUGAAAGUGUUGAUCUUGACACGUUACUUGAAGCACCAUCUCCUUCCAAGAAAGAAGGAGCACGUCGUCGUCGCAAGAAACGACAGUCUUUAUCGGAGCGUUUUCAUCGUCAUGCCCCUAGUAUUGGUCGUCCACCUCGUCCACCGUCGUUUAACGAGCCAAAUCCUCUGAAUCGGUCACGAGUUCAUCGUAGUCAUACAGAAGCUGUUCGACGUCCUAUUGAAGAUGAUCCAACACCUAUUUACCAUUCCUAUGAGGAUCCAGGCUAUUUAGCAGGAGACCCUAUUCAGUUGCAACAAUUUGAUGCAGACUGUAUUCUUGGUAGUCCUAUUAAUUCCCCAUCAGUGAUUCACGCACGUUGGGGUGAACCAGUUGACGAUCCAGACGAAGAAAAUCUGUGCACUGAUUUUUCACCCAAUCCAUUUAAAUUGGGCUUUUGUAUCAAUUGCAUGAAACAACACGAUGUGCAGGAAGAUGGUGUUGUUGCAUCUAGUAAGGAAUACAAGCGCAUUGCUCGUCCUACAAUUGCCAAGACAGCAGCCAAUGCAUUGGAACUUCCAAGUGCUAUUCCUAUUCCUAGGAGUUCGAUUACUAUGAUGCCUGAGGGUGGUCGAGAGAGCGAUAUUGAUCUUGCUCAAUUAUUGGCUCAGAGGAGGGAUGUGCUCAUGCGAUUGGAUAAGUUGGACAGGGAAAAGAUGAAGCUUAAGAGGAAUCAGAGUACAGGAGGGACCAUGGGACGUCGGGCUGAUCGCCACACGACGAUUAAUUUUGGAGAAAAUACGCGAGGCAACUUGCGUCGGAUGAAUGCCCGACCGCCUGGAUCGGGUCCUAUCAUUAGCUGCGGCACGACCGUAACCUUAGCACCUCAGCCCGCCACUGGAUUUGGUGCAUCUAAAAGUGUGAGCGUAGGCUCUCGUCUUUCUGACGGCCGGCGACGCAACAAGACUUUGACGACGUACACAUGCCGAUGGUACACUCAAUUGGUGCAAGGUACAGCUUGCCGUCAUACGCGCGUCACUGUCAAGAGCAGAAAGGUACUAGAAGUGCACUAG
Molecule: messenger RNA, 1179 nt
Organism: Peronospora belbahrii
Lineage: Eukaryota; Oomycota; Peronosporomycetes; Peronosporales; Peronosporaceae
Source: the annotation of a GenBank genome assembly